Messenger RNA from Vigna unguiculata (cowpea), 1173 nucleotides. Its product is annotated as CASP-like protein 4A3. Lineage: Eukaryota; Viridiplantae; Streptophyta; Magnoliopsida; Fabales; Fabaceae. The record is from RefSeq and is a predicted model, not a curated record.
GUUCCCCAGUUUGUUUUUUCACUUUCUUUCCACUUUCUCCCACCCAAACACUCUUCUUCUUUAUUCCCAUUUUUUUUCCUCUUUAAAUUCCGCCACCACCGUUUUCACCAACGCCGUGCCCUCUAUGAAGAACUCCGACCCCUCCGCCCACUUCGAAUCGCCUCACUCCCCUCUCCGCUUCCGAUCCUCCCCGCUCUCCGACAACGGCGACCCCUUCCACUCUCCCGAAAACUCGCCGAUAAAUGACCACCGAGACAACUCCAGGGCCAUCGUCAUCAUCGAGACUUCCACGCAGUUCGCCCAGACAGCGCCCCCCGCCACCGAGUCCGAGCACCGCAACCCACCGCCCAAUGAGCUGCCGGAGGUCGUGGUCACCCGCCCCGCGCGCCCGGAGCCUCGCUCGCCAGCGGCCCCCCGCGGGCGUGCAAGAGCGGCGCCGCCCCCUUCCCUUGCAGUGCCGAAAAGAGAGGUCAUGCUGAAAAAGGUGGCGUUAGGAUUCCGGUUGAGCGAGGUGGUUUUGUGUCUGAUUUCGUUUUCGGUUAUGGCCGCGGACAAGACCCGUGGUUGGAGCGGCGACUCUUUUGAUCGCUACAAGGAAUACAGGUAUUGUUUAUCGAUGAAUGUUAUCGCGUUUGUAUACGCAGCGUUUCAAACCUGUGAUCUGGCAUAUCAAGUAGUGGCAGGGAGAAGCAUAAUCAGUCACCACCUGCGUUACCACUUUGAUUUCUUCAUGGAUCAGGUUCUGGCGUAUCUUCUGAUAUCGUCUGCAUCUUCUGCAGCCACACGCGUUGAUGACUGGCAAUCGAAUUGGGGAAAAGACGACUUCACUGAGAUGGCUAGUGCUUCAAUUGCGUUGGCCUUUCUUGCUUUCUUUGCCUUUGCUAUUAGCUCCUUAAUCUCUGGCUACAACCUCUGCACUCUUUUCUCCUAACAUUUUUACCUCCUAUAACCUGUCUUUCCAUACAUACACACACAACUACACUUUUUUUUUUCUCUUCUCUUCCUUUGUUCUUAUUGCUGCGGAGGAAUGCAUCCAAGAGUGUUGGUGCUGGUGCUAGUGAAUUGUUUUACUGUACAGGCAGACUUGUAUACAUACAAUUGCUGGAUAUGUUAGGAAUGAUGAUGGCGGACAAUUUUUGUUCAAUUUAAAAUGCAAUUAAACGCUUGCGUACA